Molecule: messenger RNA, 2518 nt
Organism: Physcomitrium patens
Lineage: Eukaryota; Viridiplantae; Streptophyta; Bryopsida; Funariales; Funariaceae
Molecular function (GO): catalytic activity
Source: RefSeq, a predicted model, not a curated record
AACUAUCAUGUUUCUUGAGUCCUCCCCCUUCCAAAUUCUAUGUUUUGUCGUUUUAAUCAGUUACUCUUUCACAUAAAUGUUGAGAUUUCGAAGAAGAACGCCGAAAUGUUGUCUCAUUAUGAGAAGCGUGGGGUCACACUCAAACACUACAAUACGGAAAUUUCGUUUGAGAUGCAUGAGCAUCUAAGAUGAGCACAAAGCAAUCUUCUCCCGCGAGCUGUAAUUUUAGAGGGCCAGAUGCAGAGUUUCGGUGUAGGAAUUCUGGCAGAAUGUUGCCGACUGGUGGCCCUCGAAAGCUGCUGACACUAAUAAAUAUACCCAACAUGCUGUGUAGAUAUUCUCUCUCGACUUUGUUCAAUUCACGCUUUCCUCAGUUCGACCACACGGUUAAGCUUACUGGCUUGAUACUAUGGGUAUCCAGUGUUAUUUACGUUCAAUAGUCUUCGUAUGACCGUGGUGAUGCAUAUGUGCUAAUGACAAGCUCUACUUGUGACGAGAUUUCAGUCAGACAUUACGUAAGUGCGAAUUUGAACUUGUGGACCGUGUUUUAGUUGCACAAUUGAGUUUGGGGAUGAUGAAUUGUAAGAAAACAGAGAAGAAACAGAUGCAAGCGAUGGGAGCAAUCAUGGCAGCAACGACGCUUCUACUAGUGCUGCUCUUGUCAAUAGGACGCGGAACCCAAAGACAAAUUUCGCUUGAGAAGGAGGAUUGCAAAGUGUGGUUGGUGCAGUCCAUUCCAACAGACAUGCCGGAGCUUCCGCUGGUGCCUGGAGUGUUGAAUACUGGCGAUGUGCUUCAAUGGUUGGCUGGAAAUGCCACAGAGAAGGGAUUGGAUGUCUCGGCGCAGUACUGGGAGCUUCAGGCGGAACCGAUCAACCCAAUUUCGGGUGACUAUGGAUUCUCGGAGCAGGAGAUGGCGCACUUCGGCGCGCCUGUUGGUAAGGCUGUGUACGAUUCGUUGCUGGCAGCUGCGGACAGAGGUGUACCCAUCCGAAUUUUGCAGCACACGGGAUUUUCUCCAAGUUUUGAUGCCGAAUCGGCGGCCAUGGCCGCGGGGAGGCCGAACGUUCAAAACCGAACUCUCGUAUUGACCAAAUGGUGGGGUUCGGGAAUCAUCCACAGCAAGCUUUGGAUAGCCAACAAGGAGGAUGCCUACCUUGGAUCCGCAAACAAUGACUGGAAAUCUUUCACACAGGUGAAGGAAGUUGGAGUUUAUUUCAGAAAUUGCCCUAAGGUUGUGAAGCUACUCGAUGGAUACUUCAACAAUUUCUGGACCCUCACUUCAUUGAAUGCCUCAGAGCAUACCUCGGUGGUCUGGGAUCAACAAUGGCAACUGAACCGCACUGUGCCAUGUUGGUCUCAAUUUGUGGAACCCCACAAACGUUGCCAAUCGCCGUUCUCAAAAUAUACCACAACAUCACAUGUACAAGGCUAUCCAUUAUUAUCUGAUCCUCCCUUCUUCCCGUUGAAAUUGGACACACCAGGCCGGAGAAAUGCGAGCGAAGGAAACUCACUUGCCUAUGUUUCUGUGUCACCCCCAGAGAUUGCCUCCGGCCACUCCCACCAGACUGACGAGCAGGGAUGGCUGGACACAAUAUUUUCGGUGCCUGUGAAUGGGACAGUUCGGAUCAACACCAUGGAUUGGCUAGGGCAAUCACAAUUCUUGGAUAUGGAUGUCUUUUGGCCUGCUUUCUCAAACGCUAUCUCAAAGGUGGUCUUUACAAAGCAUGCUACGGUGAAAGUGUUGGUCGCUCGCUGGAAAACAACACUCGAAGGAACCGAUAAGUACCUACUUUACCUUAACUACACCAAUUUCUUGUGCAAGUCGUCUACGUACAACAGUUGCAACGGCAGAGUUGAGAUCAAGCAUUACGAGGUUCCAGGUUGGGAUUCCACAGGGCCUGCAUCAGAUGCAACCACAGGAGCAUCAACAGGAAACGAGUAUCCAGGUUUCGCACGAGUGAACCAUGCGAAAUUUGCAGUGAGCGAUGUAAGAGCUAACAUCGGAACAAGUAAUCUUGUGUGGGAUUACUUUUAUGCCACAGCGGGUGUGAGCUUCGGCACUUACGACCCUAGAAUCGUUUCCCAGCUCCAAGAAAUAUUCGAUGCAGACUGGACGUCUCCCUAUGCAGUUCCCUUAUUACAGACUUCCUCUCUGUAGACUGUUGUAAACAAUAAUUUAUGGUUAUUUCUACGAGAGCUUUUAAGUUAUGUCCCCUAUUUACAGCAAAUGCAAUAAUGGAAAUGAUCCACGUCUUAGAAAUAUAUAUGGCAUGUGUAUUUCAAGUUACCCACCUACCAAGUGGAUCCAGAUGCUCGAGUUUAAAACACGCCACGAUGCCUUCCAAGACACGAGCUACCAGAUGGAAGCAAGGUGUGGAGUACAACAUGCGUUUGCUUCUUAAAUAAUACAUAGAGUGCCAAAAGAACUUUGAGUAGUGUAUAACCCUCACUGUGGAUACCAACUGUUCGGGUGAUUUCCGUGCAGCUAUUGCAAUAAGAGCAUCAAUGAUCUAAA